AUGGUGCCCUUGCGAGUGGUGUGGCUGGCCUGGGUGCUGCUAGGAGAGGCGCGAGCAUGCCCAGAACCGUGUGCCUGCGUGGACAAGUAUGCACACCAGUUCGCCGACUGCGCCUACAAGGAGCUUCGCGAGGUGCCGGAAGGACUGCCAGCUAACGUGACCACGCUUAGCCUGUCGGCCAACAAGAUCACCGUGCUGCGGCGAGGGGCCUUCGCCGACGUCACUCAGGUCACGUCGCUGUGGCUGGCGCACAACGAGGUUCGAACCGUGGAGCGCGGCGCGCUGGCCGUGCUGAGCCAGCUCAAGAAUCUUGACCUGAGCCACAACCUCAUAUCCAGCUUUCCAUGGAGCGACCUGCGUAACUUGAGCGCGCUGCAGCUGCUCAAAAUGAACCAUAACCGCUUGGGGUCUCUUCCUCGGGACGCACUUGGUGCGCUGCCCGACUUGCGCUCCCUGCGCAUCAACAACAACCGGCUUCGUACACUGGCUCCCGGCACCUUCGACGAGCUGAGCGCACUGUCACAUCUGCAACUUUAUCACAACCCCUUCCAUUGCGGUUGCAGCCUCGUGUGGCUGCAGGCCUGGGCCGAGAGCACACGAGUCUCGCUACCUGAGAUUGACUCCAUUGCGUGCGCCACACCAACCGCGCUGCAGGGGGUUCCGGUGCACCGCUUGCCGGCUCUGUCCUGUGCACCGCCCAGUGUGCGUCUGAGUGCCGAGCCGCCCAUUGCGGCUCCGGGCAGCCCCCUGCGCGCCGGUAUGGCGCUCAUGCUACACUGUGUCACGGAAGGACACCCCACGCCUCGCCUACAAUGGCAACUUCAGAUCCCGGGUGGAAUCGUAGUCUUAGAGCCGCCGGUCCUGAACGGGGAGGACUAUGGGGAUGGGAUGGAAGAAUGGGACGGGGAAGGAGAUGGGGACGGGGAAGGAGAGGAGGACGGGCCGACGCAGACGGAGGCCCCAACCCCGUCUCCGGCACCAGCUUGGCCCGCGCCCCCAGCUACCCCACGUUUCCUGGCACUCACAAACGGCUCCUUGUUGGUGCCCCUCCUGAGUGCCAAAGAGGCAGGCGUCUACACGUGCCGUGCCCACAACGAGCUAGGUGCCAACUCCACGUCAGUACGCGUGGUGGUGGCAGCUGCCGGGCCCUCAAAGCACGCUCCUAGCGCAGGGGGAGACCAGGAUGUGCAGCCUCCGACCUCUGAGCGUAAGUCCACAGCCAAAGGCGGAGUCAACAGCGUCCUGCCCUCCAAGCCCGAUGGCAAAGUCAAAGGCCAAGGCCCAGCCCGGGGUAGAAUCCUUGGGGAGAUGGAGGUGGGGCCGGAGGAGGCUGGAGAGGGGGAAGGGGCGGAAGACCAGUUCUCCGCAGACCCAAUGGAGGAGCAGCGCUGCGGCCACGGGGACCCCUCGCGGUACGUGUCCAAUCACGCGUUCAACCAGAGCGCGGACCUCAAGCCGCACGUCUUUGAGCUGGGCGUCAUCGCCCUGGACGUGGCGGAGCGAGAGGCGCGGGUGCAGCUGACGCCGCUGGCGGCGCGCUGGGGCCCGGGGCCUGGAGGGGCUGGAGGAGUUGGGUUGCCUGGGAGGCGGCCCCUGCGGCGUCUCUAUCUGUGCCCGGCGGGGGGCGGCGCGGCAGUUCAGUGGUCGCGCGUGGAAGAGGGAGUCAACGCCUACUGGUUCCGCGGCCUGAGGCCUGGCACCAACUACUCUGUGUGCCUGGCGCAGGCAGGCGAGGCCUGCCACGUGCAAGUGGUGUUCGCCACCAAGAAGGAGUUGCCCUCCCUGCUGGUUAUCGUGGCGGUGAGCGUGUUCCUUUUGGUACUGGCCACCGUGCCCCUGCUGGGAGCCGCCUGCUGCCACCUGCUGGCCAAACACCCGGGGAAGCCCUACCGCCUGAUCCUGCGGCCGCAGGUUCCCGACCCCAUGGAGAAGCGCAUCGCUGCCGACUUCGACCCGCGUGCCUCCUACCUCGAGUCCGAGAAAAGCUACCCAGCAGGCGGCGAAGCUGGCGGUGAGGAGCCAGAGGAGGCCCCUGGAGAGGGCCCUGACGAAGACCCAGAGCAAGGGGACCCAUGUGGGGACUUGCAGAGGGAGGAGAGCCUUGCGGCCUGCUCGCUGGUGGAGUCCCAGUCCAAAGCCAACCAAGAGGAGUUCGAGGCGGGCUCAGAGUACAGUGACCGUCUGCCCCUGGGUGCGGAGGCGGUCAACAUUGCCCAGGAGAUUAACGGCAACUACAGGCAGACAGCAGGCUAA
This is a messenger RNA of Pteronotus mesoamericanus, 2253 nucleotides long. It is a transcript of the gene ISLR2, whose product is annotated as immunoglobulin superfamily containing leucine rich repeat 2. Gene Ontology annotation, cellular component: cell surface. The coding region runs from base 1 to 2253 and encodes 750 amino acids. Gene Ontology annotation, biological process: positive regulation of axon extension. The transcript has a single exon. The record is from RefSeq and is a predicted model, not a curated record. NCBI's taxonomy places the organism in Eukaryota, Metazoa, Chordata, Mammalia, Chiroptera, Mormoopidae. Gene Ontology annotation, molecular function: protein binding.